Molecule: messenger RNA, 4198 nt
Organism: Stegastes partitus (bicolor damselfish)
Lineage: Eukaryota; Metazoa; Chordata; Actinopteri; Pomacentridae
Product: serine/threonine-protein kinase 17B-like
Exons: 7
Coding region: 369-1430 (353 amino acids)
Biological process (GO): intracellular signal transduction; protein phosphorylation; positive regulation of apoptotic process
Cellular component (GO): nucleus
Molecular function (GO): protein serine/threonine kinase activity; ATP binding
Source: RefSeq, a predicted model, not a curated record
GGAGAUGACCGAAAACUCCGCUCGUAACCUCACCAAGACGACCAGUAGUCGCCCGCAGAGGCAGGUUGGAUAACCUCGUUACCCGUAGCUUUAGGUUUGCAUAGACUAGCCGCUUUAAUUUACCCGAGGACCGUUUAACUCACUUUUAAACCCGCGAUAUUGCCGUCGAGCUAACUUAGCGGCGGUUGAGCUAACCGGAGAACAGUAACAUGUAACGAACGUGAAAACGGCCAGUGCUACAGUUAGCUAGCCGCUUAGGUCAGUUUUAUCGUCCGUCUCUCGUUUGCUUAGCGUUUACUUCUUCGCUCGGUUUUUCCAGCCGAGUAGCAGGCAGGUAGGACUCACACCGAGGCUGGGGGCAGAGCAAGAUGUCUCGGAGACGGCUUGACAGUCGCAGCGGACUCGCCGCCGGGCUGCUCGGAGAAACUCAGACCCCGGUCAGCGCGGAGCCGAUGGAGAGCGUGUAUGAAAUCACCGGAGAGCUGGGGAGGGGGAAGUUCGCUGUGGUCAAGCGCUGCGUGGAGAAGGCCACGGGGAAAGUGUUUGCGGCCAAGUUUCUAAGAAAGAGAAGGAGAGGUCGUGACUGCCGGGCCGAAGUCAUUCAUGAGAUGGCUGUCCUGGAGGCUGCCCGUAACAACGCCCGGGUGGUCAACCUGCACGCCGCCUACGAGACGGAUCACGACAUCGUGUUGGUGCUGGAGUAUGCGGCGGGUGGAGAGAUAUUUGACCACUGUGUGUCUGAAGAGCUGCUGCCAGAAGCCCAUAUCACCCGUCUGAUCAGGCAGACACUGGAGGGAGUCCACUACCUCCACCAGAGCAACCUGGUUCACUUAGACCUCAAGCCCCAGAACAUUCUCCUGACCAGCCUGUCCCCUCCAGGAGACAUAAAGAUUGUAGACUUUGGCCUGGCACGCAGACUGGGUGCGGUUGGAGAGCUCAGAGAGAUUCUUGGCACACCUGAAUAUGUGGCUCCAGAGAUCCUCAAUUAUGAACCAAUCACAACAUCAACUGACCUGUGGAGUGUGGGCGUCAUAGCAUACAUGCUGGUGACGGGUGAAUCUCCGUUCGCCGGGGACGACAAGCAGGAGACGUAUCUGAACGUGUCCCAGGUCAACGUGGACUACAGCAGGGAGGCCUUCUCCAGGGUGUCGGAGCUGGCCGUCGACUUCAUCCGCAAGCUGCUGGUCAAAGCGCCCGAGGAUCGGCCCAGCGCUGCAGAGUGCAUGACCCACCCCUGGCUGUGGCAGCAGCAGCUCUGUCUGAGCCCCGAGCCGGCCGCCUCCCGCACCGGGAGGAGCUGUGGCACCAAGUGGACAGCUCCACCCGAAGACCCCGAAGACAAGGAGAACUUCCUGGAGUCGCCUCACUCUCACGCGAAAAAGUUUCGCUUCGACGAGGAGACGCCCGCUGCUGGAGACGGUGACUUUUGAAAAGUUUGAAAGAGAAGGAAUUGAAGUAAUAAGGCAGGGGUUCUUCCUCUGAGCUUUUAAAUUCUUUUUAAGCCUCCAGAAAACCAGCUGUCUGCUGCCCACCACUCAAGAGUACUUAGGCUGUUUAUAUUCCACUAAUUUGAUCAGCUGCAAGAUCGACCACUCAAACCAAAGAUAACCAGCUAAAUUUUGAAAUCUGUUGCUGUUAAGAGGUGUGAACGUUGUACAGUAUGUCUCAAUUAAUGCAGUGUGUUUAACCUGAAGUAUUUAAUUCCUUUCGUUGUUUUUUUCAAAGGGCCGUGUUAGCUGUCCCUAUGCAGAUGAAGGCUAGCGUCGAGGAUUUCUAGGGAACUCUAUGCAAUACUUGUCAUGCAUUGUACGUCUUUGCCUUAAGGUGGGAAGUUAAGUGUCGUUAGUCAUCAGCUCCAGUCGCUGCUCAGCUGCACUGGAGCUUCAGCAGAUACACGUGAUAUCAAGAUAAGCAGCUCUGCAAUGAGGAAGUGUGAUCACAUCUUUAUUUGCAUGUUGACGAGAAUUAGGCGCAGCAGCGUUAUGGGGAACCUGAUGUAGGCGGCUAACACAUGCUGCUGCCCAUGCUAUGGUUGUGUUUCCCUUUAAAGACAGGAUUUCACACAGAACAUUACAUUCCGAUGUUUGUCUUCGCACUUGAUGUCAAACUUCCAUGUCCACGUGUGCUACAGAUUGAGAGUUUAAAUGUAGCUCAGGGUUUUAGAUGAGAUGUCUUUUUAUAACCUAACCAUAGUGUAGCCCCCCUUCACAAGACCUGAGAAGGCCUCCACAUCUCUCUUGAGUUUAGGUUAUUAUGAAGUUUUCUAGAAGAAAACCGCUCCGACAGCGAGGCCUGGAGUGAGCAGCGGGCAUUCACGGCAUUACUGUUUGUGCUGCCGCAGUAAAACAGAAACUGCACCAGCUCCAAAAGAAGCAGUGACUCAAACAGUCGUCCGAACGCCACACCCGCAUCUACUCAGUUUCCUCACUGAGCCGCAAGUUCCUCUUUGUUAAACACGACUUUAGCACUUACUUCAUAAGCACACGUAUGGAAGCGAUAAGGGGAGCUAUUUCUGUGCGUCCUCCACAGGUCCACUGUGUCUUUCACCAAAGCCAUUCAGUCUGCAAGUCCUCAUGGGUCAGGGUGCCUGAAGCGAUCUGUUCCUGUUGUUGUUCAUCUCAGGGCAUGCUGCUCACUCUCUGCUCACUUUUGUUUUGUAUUCUUAAUGUUAUUCUUAUUAUAGGCCUAUUAUUAUUUAUGUGCUGGACUUAUACUUUAUAUUUUUUAUGUAAAUGCGCUCAUGUGUCUUAUAGGGAAGCGUUGAGAUUAUGAUGGGAGCCUGGAGAUCGAGGGUGAUUAAGGUGUUUAUUCAACACAACGAGAUGCUGUUGUGGUUGCAGCGUACGGAAUAAUAAAUGGAAAUAGUGGAAGACGACGAGAAGGACUGGUUUUAAGGUGGCGUCGGGAAGUGAGAUGAGUCAGGAGGAAGGUGAUUAAGUAGUGGGAUGGAACUGGAAAUGUGUCAGUCUAGAAAGAAGAGUUUGAAGGAAUAGUUAGACUUUAGAGGGAACGCGUUUCCUGACUGUUUCUUUAAGUUCUGAUGUUGAGCGUUUAAAAUAUGCGGGUGAUGAGAAAGUGAGAAUGAUGAUUGUUGUUGUUAAGUUUUAGGAAAAAAACAAAAAAAACAAAAAGCAGGGUGUUUAUCCCAAGAAGCACGGCAUAAUGUGAAACACGAGGUGCUAUUGACUCACAGGAUUUGCCAUCUUUUGUUCAAGUAAAACUGGAAUGAAACAAAACCUCACCAAAAUCAACUCUUAAUUGCGCUUACCCUCUGGCUAAAGCAUUCCUCUUUUUUUUUUUUUUUGGUUUUAUUGUGCCAAACCGAAUAGGACCACAUUGCAUUUGUGUGUUGUUGUUGUCACCAGCUGGCACAAUGGCCUUUGUGAAGUGAGAUGGGCGUCUCCAGCCACGGCCAUGCUCUCAUCCGUAUGCUGUCAUCCUUGAAAACUGGAACACCACACUGUAAAAGAAUUCCAUCUGAGUUUAGAUCAGAACUCGUUGAUUGAGUUCAUCAGUUUGAUACAGUCCCUUUUUUGCUACUGUAUUAGGAAAUAAGCUUGAAUCUUACUUAAUCUCAAGACUCUUUUUUUUUUUAUUAUUAUUUCGAAGUCUGUCCACUCUGCGUUUUGUAAUACCUCUACAAACGGACGACAAUGUCUCUGACGCAAGUGAAGCUAUCUCUCUCUCUCUCUCCUCCUGUAGCAGAGUCUGUAAAAAAAAUAGAUGUUUUAAGAUGUAAGUAGUCGAAUCCAGAGAGUAGAUGAACUUGUUUUGCAUUGCAGUGAUGUCAGGGAUCUCACUUUGCCGGAUGACGGAGUGCUCAAAUGGACACAGCGGCUCAUGUUUGCUGCCAUUGUUUAUCUGUCACUUGAACAUGACUUAUGCUGUAGCGUUGAGCUCGUUGUUUUGCACAGCUAUUGUACUGUGUUAUUUUCAGCAGCUAGUCACUCGGUGGCCUCUGUGUGUGUGUGCGAGUGUGUGUGAGUGUGUGUGUGUGAGCGUUCAUUGUCUGAGCGAGAGGUGCUCAGCUGGCAGCAGCCGGGCCGUCGUCCUCGAGAAAGUGGAGCGCCACUGAUGUCACCCAACAUUCCUGUUUGUUCUCUUUGAGCGCAGUCAGACUGAAGGAUACUGUACGUUAGUAAAAAAAAAAUAACAGCCACAAGCACAAGCAAAUAAAUGUUGAAGAGAUGUAUGUUUA